AAGCUCUGUGAGCUCUCAAAACCCCGAAACCAAUCUGAGCAUUGACUCCCGCCGCACAGCAGCCCCGUCGGAGCGCGCAACCCCCCUCUCUCGUCGCCUCCUUCAUUCUAAGCUACUAGAAAGAUGGAUCUCAACAAUGUUAAAAUUCCCAAAAUCCCUGGUGGUGGUGCUGUCUCAUAUCUGAUCAAGCUUGGGGUUGUAGCUCGCUCCAUUGUCUUCAACCGUAUCACUGGUAUAAAAGAACAGGUGUGUUUUCUGUAUCUGCUUCGAUCCCAAAUGAUGACAUGACCACGAAACUUCAUGAUGAUUGGUGAUUUUACUCAUUUAGCCUCAUAUGGACCUUCUAGCUCAUUUUGUUGGGCAUGACAAGCAGAGUCCUUGCAAUGAGGUUUCAUCAAUCAUCACUUUCAUGAUCACGUCAUUUUGGAAUAAACAUCCAGUGUUGGAUUAUUGUUUGGUUAAGCAACUGAGUUCUCUUCAGGGAGAUGGAUUUUGCUUUUUGAAACUUGACUAAUAUAAUUUUCUUACCAAAGUCCAAAAGAGAUGAAAUUGUUGUCUGAUAUAAGUAUUGGAUGGCCUUUGAAUGACUAUAUUUAGGCACCCGUGUAAAUAACACAUAGAACCAUGAUAUACAACUUACAAGUCGUUCAGUUUACUUCUACAUUCCCACUUAUAAACAGAUAUCAUAACGCUCGGCCUUUUUUCCCCUCAAAACAAGUCACUUCAAAGCUGGUUUAAAACUAGAGGUUGUGGCAUCUAACUCUAAACCAUGAUUGUUUGUUUUGUAGUAAGUUUUUUCCUUGCAUCUAACUGUGAUUAUUUUGAAAUGAUUCUGAUUUCCUAUAUAUUGCCCUUGUGGUGAUCAAAAUUUGUAUUCGAUUGUGUACAUGUUCUUGAAUUAUAGAAGACCAGUGCCUUUUCUUCAACAGGGAUUACAGUCACUACACUAUGCAUUUAGUUGAUGUGAAAAUAUGUGGAAUAUUGUAAAAACUAUUAAUUACGUAGUAGCAAUGAGAAUAGAGCUAAAACUUAUUGAAUUGCACCCACAUAGGAGCAGGCAGGAAAAAAACUCCAAAUCUGGAAAAGCAGCCAUGAUGGUCUUUGAGGACUUUAUCUUGCCUUUGAAAAAAGGGUCAAGCGCCGCAUAAUCAGCACGAAUGAGACAUUCAAAACAGGCAGCAUCCGAAAUCUCUUUGAAAGAAAUCCCGACAAGAUAGACACCAUCAUCUGGCUUAGGAAGUGGCGCCACAGCUUCUUGGGCAAUGUAUUCUGAGUUGACAACUUGUUCUUCAGCUUGGUCAUCAUCAUAUUCAUGCCCAUUGUUCCUAUGGAUAGAGUAACUUUUUUCUCUGCUUUUUCUUUUCUUUUGGUCUUCACGUUGGUCAUCAUCAUAUUCUGCUCCUUCCUUUCCAAACGAAACAGCCUCCUUUCACUCUUGGCAAGUGUGGUUUUUGUUUUUGAAAACUCUGUUGCAAGUUCUGAUGGAGCCACUACUUUGCUUUUGAUUCUUAGAAGACGCAAUUUUGAUGAUGAUGGCCUGAAAUAUAAAAGUUAGUCAAACAUAAUCAGAAUCUUGUACAGCUUUAACUCAAUAAAUAGUUAUACACUCAAAAAGUUACUUACUUGGUUUUUCUCACACGUUUGGCACUGAAUCGUUCAUUGACCACUGUUACGGGAUUUGCAGGAUGCCGGUUAUUUUCCUCAUGUUCACUUGGUGUACUCCCCACCAGAGGAUGCAAAUAACCUACAAGAAAUUCACGAUGAUGAUUACCAACAAUAUAAAGAUUUUGGAUGUAACGUACAAGAUGACAGUGACCAAGAACAUCCAUCCAGAACAUUCAGAAGACACUGACCAAGAAAAUCCAGAAUAUCCUGAAACUCAUGUCCAACAAGGCAACAAGUACCUAUCCGGAACAAGAACAAUUUGACCCGUCAGCAAACCAAGGCUAGGUUGGGUCCAAGAAAGAAAACUAAGCAACACACCACUACUGAGAAUGCUUUAGGGUCCACCGCAGCCCUAAAGCAACAAGCCAACAAUGAGGACUUAGUAAGGGCAAAACGCAAACUGUUUCUUAACACUCCUCUACUUAGACGUGUAUGCACUGUUCUUGCGAUAGCGGUUAGGGCUGCGGUGCUACUUCCGGAUGAGAAACAUCAGAUCAAAUUAACCGAUUCAAUUGUUCCAGUGUUAAAGAAGUCCAUCGAAGAGUUAUUUGGUGUUAGUUUUGAGGGCGUUGUUCUUGACAUUGAAGAUGCCAUGAAAGUUGUUCCUGAUGUUUUUGAAGUACUCGUUCCCAUUAAUGGUGACUUGGAUUUUGUGGGUCGCAAGAAUUCAAUAUAUCUAAGUGGAUUUAACAGCGGUUGAGGGAAGAAUUGGAAACCUGGGAGGAAGAACUGGAAAAAUUAAACAUGGGUAGAGGCUAAGCUUGAAAAUAAUCCAAACAGAUGAAAAUGUGAUUGCAUGCAUCCUCAGCCAUGAUCCAGAUGCCAUGUUCGUGUGCAGUGUGAAUGAAGUUGAGAGGAAGCCAAAACCUGAAGUGACCUAAUCCAAUUGCAUAAGAGGUUGGAGGUAAUGUUUGAUAAGCUGUGAUGCAGUACAAUCAAAUAUAUUUGUAGCGCAAGUUUACACAGUACACGUGUACUUGAUUUUAUUACACUUCUUCAAGUCUUACGAAACUACACCUCAACUCAUCUUGGUUCCGCUCACUAUCAGCAUCAAUCAAAAACUCUGCUUAAA
Molecule: messenger RNA, 2737 nt
Organism: Cuscuta campestris
Lineage: Eukaryota; Viridiplantae; Streptophyta; Magnoliopsida; Solanales; Convolvulaceae
Source: the annotation of a GenBank genome assembly